Molecule: messenger RNA, 1093 nt
Organism: Symbiodinium necroappetens
Lineage: Eukaryota; Dinophyceae; Suessiales; Symbiodiniaceae
Source: the annotation of a GenBank genome assembly
GCACCUCCACCUCGCAUACCCCCGCCAUGCAAGCCUCAUUGAGUUGAUCAAGGGCAACCGAGAGGUGGACGUUGAGGCCGCCCUGCCUGGCGAGACCGUGGACGUGGAUGACAUGGACCAAUUCGGCUCCACGCCACUGAUUCUGGCUGCUCAGCGUGACUGGGCCUUCGUUGUCGGCGAGCUGCUGCGAAGGCCUGGCGUGGAUCCGAACCACCAGAAUCUCUUCGGUUCGACUGCCCUGAUCUGUGCGGCUGCGAACGGCUACAUCUCGACUCUUGAGGAGCUGCUGGGCGACCAGCGAGUGGAUCUGGAGGUGAGCACCCGCUUGGGGCAGACGGCUCUUUUCAAGGCUGUGCUCUUCGGGCACAUGAACACAACUGAGCGGCUUCUGCAAGCAGGCGCCCAGGCCAAGAUCACCAACAAGAUGGGCCAGACGCUCUUGGACGUGGUCCGAGAGCACCAGCACUCAACGGUCAAAGAGCUACUCGCCCGCUUCGGCCAGGAGCCUGCCGAUGGUCCCGGCGGCUUCAAAGAGAUGCGCGUUCAUCUGGGGUCGGCCUGUAUCGUGAGAGGCAACUUCACAGCGAAUGGUCAAAACCAUGGGAAGCCAACGUACAAGAAGGAAGACCUGGAGUUCGGUGAUCACCAAGUCAACGGCUUGGAUGUCAUGCUCUACUACUGGGACGAGCGUGACGGUCCCAACUUUUGCGGCUGGUGGUUCGGGCCCAAGGUCGGCGGCGACCAGGUGUGGGCCUACCAUCCAAGCCGCCAGUCUUUGACGCCUCCCACCAAGGGAUGGAAGGUGCCCUACGACGGCCCUGUGGAUGACAGCUUCUCUAUCUGUCCGACUUCGCUAGCCAAUGCGAACGCGGCCCAGCAGAAUUACCCCCAGGGCUUUCAGCAGGCUCCCGGCAAGGGCGGAGGGUAUCAAGCACCCGGAGCCUAUGCCGGUCAACAGCCGGGACCGGGUGCCGGUGGCAAGGGCAGCUAUGGCAACAUGCCCCAGAACGACCAGCAGCGCCACGAACUGCAAGCGCAGAACCGACGGCAACACGAGCAGCGGCGCCUUUGCGGCUUAGUGGUUCAGGAGUAG